Microsporum canis CBS 113480 is the source of this 498-nucleotide messenger RNA. RefSeq lists its product as hypothetical. Bases 1 to 498 code for a protein of 165 amino acids. Lineage: Eukaryota; Fungi; Ascomycota; Eurotiomycetes; Onygenales; Arthrodermataceae. The transcript is spliced from 3 exons. The record is from RefSeq and is a predicted model, not a curated record.
AUGGCUAAGAGGGGCAAAUCACGUGGCAAUCUCCAUUCAACUGCUACACUUCGGCCUAAGACGCGAAAAUGUCUCGUUGAAUAUUCGAAGAAGCCGCAUCACGCCCCGCCACAAAAAAUGCCAUCGACGUUAUAUAGACGGAAAGAUAAAACGGCUAUAGAUUAUGUGUUUCACGCAACUGGAAAGCGCUUCAAAGAAAAUCCACGAGACAAUGUCGUCGAAUCAUAUGCCGUUGUUUGGACCGACAAGGGCGGCAAACUUCCAAAACCAUUUCCCGGCAAAUAUUUGGUCAUAAUUGGGUUAGAAUAUGUUGACAGAAACAACGGCCUUCCAUAUCUUGAAGAGAAGAAAGCCUUAAACCACGGGGAGUUUGUCCUUGUCUCAGGUGACGAUGAUUUUAUGUUUGAUAACCAGGGGGGAGGGAUAUCACUCUUGGUUGUAUUGGAUAUGCACAUCUUGAUAACCCUCGAGCCACUUAUUCAGGCUGGCGGAACUUGA